This is a messenger RNA of Pomacea canaliculata, 8217 nucleotides long. RefSeq lists its product as uncharacterized. The record is from RefSeq and is a predicted model, not a curated record. Gene Ontology annotation, molecular function: nucleic acid binding; hydrolase activity; metal ion binding. The coding region runs from base 243 to 6416 and encodes 2057 amino acids. Lineage: Eukaryota; Metazoa; Mollusca; Gastropoda; Architaenioglossa; Ampullariidae. The transcript is spliced from 52 exons.
UCAAAAUUGGAUGUUGAUGCUGACAUCAACGGAGACCACCCAGAACUACCGGUGACCAACAACUCACGGUGCAGCCAUGCGAAGAUUCCAACUAGGGGAUGACGACAGUUUUGCUACCAGGACCAGACCAAAUAAAAGGAAGAAACUGGUCAUCGCAGGAGUUGUGCUGCUCUUGCUAGCCACGGCCUUGACAGUGGGUUUGGUCUUGGGACUAAGAUCAAGGAACUCAACAUCGGAAACUAAUGGCGACAAAGGCCAGUCGACGAGUCAAGAGGACGAGGGACUGCCCCUGGAAACGACCACCACUUAUUCUCAUCUCGCUGGACGGAUUUCGUGCCGAGUACCUACGGCGAAAGGAGACACCCAUUAUCCAGCAGAUGCGGGAGUCGGGUGUCCACACCCCUUACAUGCGUUCCGUCUACCCGACCCUCACGUUUCCUAACCACUACUCAAUCGUCACCGGCCUUUAUCCAGAAUCUCAUGGAAUUGUCAAUAAUGUUUUUUACGACCAGCAUCUCAAUGAGAUUUUUACACUUGGUCGUCCCAUGACCUUUGAUCCACGGUGGUGGGGAGGGGAGCCAAUCUGGCUAACAGCCAAGAAGCAGAAUGUGAAAGCAGCAACAUAUUUUUGGGUUGGAUCAGAUGUGGCAAUAAAUGGCUCAUACCCAGAUUAUUACUUCAAAUAUAAUGGGAGCAUACCUUAUGAAGCUCGCAUUGACAAGGUAUUUGAGUGGCUGGAGUUGCCUGAAUCGACUCGCCCAGGACUCAUAACACUAUAUUUUGAUGAGCCAGAUCAUGCUGGCCAUGGCAGUGGACCCAACAGUCAGGAGGUGAAUGAGCAGCUGAAAAGAGUUGAUGGAAUAAUUCUUAUGUUGGUCAGUGGCCUGAAAAAGAGGAAAAUGGACAGUUGUGUGGAUAUUAUCAUCGUGGCAGACCAUGGGAUGACAGAGACCUCAUGUGAACGUGAAGUUUUGCUUAGCUGCUUUAUGGAUGUAGACAAAACAUUCAUAAUUGAUGGGACUAUUGCAACAAUUAAUACCAGGUUUCACAGGGAAGUGGUUAACGGGAACACAGUUGUUGUCAACACAACUGAUAUGCUGGAUGUGAACAAAGUAUAUGAAAGUCUGCAAUGUAAGAGCAGCCAUUACCGAGUGUUCACCAAAGAAACACUACCCAUGCGCUUUCACUACACAAACAAUGACCGCAUUGGAGACAUUACAGUUGAUGUUCAGGAUGGGUGGUUGGUCUAUGGGAAGGUCCCUCGUACUUGUUUAGCAGGGAAUCAUGGCUAUGACAAUCUGGACAGAAAUAUGCAGGCCUUAUUCGUAGGGUCUGGUCCAAGCUUCAAGCAAAGUAUAGAAGUGGAGCCAUUUGAAAACAUUGAACUGUACAAUCUCAUGUGCUAUAUGCUUGGCAUUACACCAGCACCCAACAAUGGAACUUAUGGCAGCCUGUUCCAUCUACUUUCUAAACCACCAAUUUUGGCAGACUUUGCAGAAUGUACCCAGUCAAAUGGCAGGAUUACUCCUUGUUCCUGUCUAAAAGAGGGGAAAAUCCAGGCACCUUGUGCACAAGGUACAACACAGUUGAAUGGGACCAUCUAUGAGACUGCCUCCUAUACCACAGUCUUCAGUUCAGAUUUCAAAAUGCCGCUUGCUGUUACUGCAAUGCAGUCAGGCUAUAAGGCCAGUGGCAAUUUCAGUCUGAGGCCUACCUGUGACAAAACAGCAGUGGUACCCUCUAUCAGAAGUAUACAUCAGUUCAGUACAGGAACACAAAACUGCAGUGACCAGGCUAUGCCCAUUGUUCCCAUGUAUGAAGGUUUCAGCAGGGGUGUGUGGCAGUACCUAUGGCAGCUAAUAAACUCCUAUGAAGAAACUAGUCUCAAUGACUUCAGUGUAACAGCAGGCCCCAUUUUUGAUGCCAAUCAUGACAGUCGGUUUGAUCCAUCUUCUGCUUCAAAAAGCUUCGUUGAUGCUGGAAAAGAAGUUCCUCUUCCUACUCAUUACUUUGUGUCAUUGGCAAGAUGUGUGUAUCAGUGGAAGACCUUGCCGUGUGAUGGAGAGAUAGAAAUUCUCAGUUUCAUCCUCCCUCAUGUUAACCUCGUGCCGAACUGCAUGGACUAUGAGACAUACUUGCUUGAUAAUGUAGCAAGGGUGAAAGACAUAGAACUGGCAACAGAGCUUGAACUGCUGAGAUUCCUCCCCCUGGAGGAGAGGGCUCGUCUCAAAGUUCGGCUGCCAACAAGCUUGUGGGCAAGCUCUUUGCCCACAGCCCAGGACAAAAAUGGCAUGACAGCCAGCAAUGCUCCUUGUGGAUCAGGCCCUCAGUACAAUCCUUUGCUUCUCAUCUCACUGGAUGGUUUUCGGGCAGAUUAUUUAUCCUAUAAUGUCACACCUAACAUACAACGUCUGAUCCAAGAAGGAGUACACACCCCAAGGAUGUUGUCAGCUUAUCCAACAUUAACUUUUCCAAACCAUUAUACUAUCGUAACGGGGCUGUACCCAGAAUCCCAUGGAAUAGUGGACAAUGAUAUGUUUGACAUUGGUAUGCAGAAAGCCUUCAGCAUAUACUCCUCUACAAAAUCAGAUCCUCGAUGGUGGCAUGGUGAUCCAAUAUGGUUGACAGCACAAAAGUAUGGGAAAAAGAGUGCCUGCUACUUUUGGGUGGGAUCUGAUGUUCCGAUUGAAGGAAAGUAUCCACAUUACUACAAGAAUUAUAGCAGCUCUGUACCAUUUAAUGAUCGUGUGGACACUGUGCUGGGCUGGCUAUCUUUAGCAGCUGAUCAACGCCCAGACUUAAUCACACUGUACUUUGAUGAGCCAGACACUACAGGCCAUAAGCUUGGCCCAGAACCUACAAGUGGGCUGCUGACAGCUUUGCAGAAUGUUGAUAAUGUCAUUGGAAGAUUGAUGUCAGGCCUUCAAAAUCUGAAGAUGUCUGACAGUGUCAACAUUCUGCUUGUUUCUGAUCAUGGCAUGGGUGCCAGGAACUGCACACGUGUGGCAAAGCUCAGUGAUUAUAUGAAGAGUGAUGAUAUCUCUAAAAUAUAUGUAUACACUGCAGCAGCAGCCAGAAUCAGCAACCUCUACUCUUACAAAAGUGGCAAUUACACCAUACAUGAUACGCCCCUUGUUUCAACAGAAGCCAUCAUGAACUAUUUGGAGGGUAAGAGCUCAUUCUUUACAGUGUACAGGAAGUCUCAACUUCCAAAACGAUUACAUUAUGCUAACAACAUUCGUAUCGAUGACAUCAUUAUCAAGAUGGAAGAUGACUGGGUGUUUUGCAAGGCAUUGUUUAUUGCCCAUGGUCCAGCAUUUAAAGAAGGAGUGGAGGUACCCGAGUUUGAAAACAUUGAGCUCUAUAGUUUGAUGGCAGAUUUGUUAAAUAUCACUGCUUCACCUAAUAAUGGUACAAGAGGUUCUCUUUACCAUACCCUUAAGAAUCCUCCAGUUCUUCAGAAGCCACAGCAGUUUGUACAAUGUCAGAGUGUACAGCCAAUAGCCACCAAUCAGCUUCACAGAAGCUGCAAUUGCUCCAUCACUACAGCGGGUGAUAAUGCCAAUUUGCCUGACUCUGAAAGCUGCCUUGUGCCUGACAGUAAUCUGCCCACUGAUGAGCAAAAUACAUACAAAUCUUACUUUAAUGCUGACCAGAGCAUAACUGCUGCUCCUAUUUUCCAAAUUAAUCAUACAUUACUUCUUGCAGUGAAUGAUACCUGUGGAAGUGUCACCUAUUCUUCUGCUGCUACACCUAUGUCCAUUCCUUUGAAAAAUGAUUUGUGGUCUGCGGUGUGGAAGUUUGUCAGAUCAACAGCCAAUCAGACAAAGCCUGUAUUAGUCACUGCUGGACCAAUAUUUGACUACAACAGCGAUGGUUUAGCUGAUGACAUUCACAAUCUUUCCAAGUUUGUGGAUGAUAGAAAGACAAUACCAUUGCCCAGUCAUUACUUUGUAGUGCUUGCUCGUUGUAAGAUGGAUGCUCACUUGAAUAACUGCGGGGAAAAUCUGGAUCUGUUGUCUUUUAUACUUCUCAGGAACAGCCUACUAAUAAUCAGAAAGUGUGCCAAGUACUUACUAACCUGCUUCACUAUACAGAAUGAAGAGCGCCGCCUGUUGGAAAAUGUGGCGAGGGUCAGAGAUGUAGAGCUCCUGACUGGACUGCAGUUCUUACCAUACUUGGACCCAGCCCUCAGUGCUCGACUCAGGACACAUGUACCAACUUCUCUGUGGGCUGUUACUACUACUAAACAGAAUCAAACAUGGCUGGAGCAGGAAUGUCCUCCAAGAGGACAAGCAGAUAACCAGUGUCCUUCCAACUACCGACCGGUGUUACUAGUGUCACUGGAUGGAUUCAGGCCGGACUACUUGCACCGUGGGUUUAGUCCUGUGAUUGAUCGAUUGGUCACCUGUGGAGUACAUGCCCCGUACAUGCGUUCUGUGUACCCCACCAAAACUUUCCCCAAUCAUUACACUAUUGUCACUGGUUUGUACCCAGAAUCUCAUGGCAUCAUUGAUAACAACAUGUUUGAUUUCAACAUUAGUCAGAAAUUCAGCCUCACUGGCAGCAUCAAAUACAACCCACAAUGGUGGGGUGGAGAACCACUCUGGGUCACUGCACAAAAACAGAAAUUCAUCAGUGCCAGCUAUUUCUGGGUUGGAUCAGAUGUCAGAAUUAGUGACAUGACUCCAGAUAUCUUUGAACCAUACAAUGGCGAAAUUCCCUUUGGUGAACGGGUGGAAACAGUCCUUCGUUGGCUGACACUGCCAGCUGAUAAACGACCCCAUUUCAUUACACUAUACUUUGAUCAACCAGACCAUGCUGCCCAUGAGAAGGGACCAUUUACACCUGAAGUAGAUGCUCAGGUAAAGCUUGUAGACACAACUCUGGGACAGCUAAUGGAUGGUUUAUAUCAGCACAAUCUUCAUCACUGUGUUAACCUUAUGGUUGUCUCUGAUCAUGGCUUCUCCUCAUUGUCAUGUGACAAAGUAAUUGCAAUGCAAAAUUACUUUGAUAAAUCCUCGUCAAACAGUCUUUACUUCUACUAUGGCCCAUUCGGCCGUGUGAGCAACACAUAUCAUUAUGACCUACAAACGAAGGGUGUGAAAAUUUACCCUGGAACACCACCGUUAUCCAUCCUGGAUGUUCAGAAUCAUCUCAAGUGUGUGGAUCAUCUAAAUGUUUAUGCCAAAACUGAUCUACCUAAGCGACACCACUAUGUUAACAACAAUCGAAUUGACAACAUUAUUUUGGAUCCGUCUUUGAAUUGGACAGUUUCAAGCUCUGCAACUGACACGAAGUAUUGCACAGGGGGAGAUCAUGGCUGGGAUAAUACAUACAGAGCAAUGAGUGCUCUCUUUGUGGGCUAUGGACCAUCAUUUCAGAAUGGCAAAACAGUGGAACCCUUCGAAAACAUUGAGCUGUACAACAUGAUAUCAGAUUUGAUUGGAAUGAAGCCAGCUCCAAACAAUGGAACAUUGGGAAGCUUGGAUCAUCUCCUUUGGCAAAAUUUCACCCGUGGUCGAAAUGCUGUUUCCUCCUACAACUCUGUGAAAAACAGUAGUGUUCCACUUGUACUGUGCAACUGCAGUUUGAAGGAGGAGGACAUUAAAUCCAUCACUGAAGUCCCAUUGAGUCCCAUUGCUCUUCCAUUUGGUAUACCUCUGUUGAUGGAGACACAAACUGAUGUUUAUAUAUUGAAUCACUCAACUCAUGUCACUGCCUACAGUACUAUUCUGAACAGCCCUCUUUGGGUCUCCGCUACAGUCACAUCUUUUAUGCUGAGGAGGUCAGAAACACUUGAUUACAACUCCACAUGUGUCAUUUCUGACUCUCGUCUGCCUCAAGGAUUACAGUGUAAUCAUGCUGUGGAUGAUGGCCACAAUGUUACAUGGACAUCUCUCCUCCCAUCAGCUUAUAAAUUUGGAUUAAGCUCACUGCUACUGUCCAGCCAAGUACCGCUGUUGAAUGACUUUGUCAAUGAUACUUGGAUGCCGCUGCAAGAAUUUAUUGGAAACUGGGUUAAAGACUAUGAAAGCAUGAACUACAUAGCUGGUCCUGCUUAUGACACUAACAGUGAUGGUUUGGCUGAUACAUUGGACCAGAUUAAGAGAUCCAACAACACUGUGCCUACCCAUCUUUUUGUAAUUGUUGCACGUUGUGCAAACAAAUCUUCAGAUGUGACAACAGCUCAGUGUGCAGAUGUCCAGACCUUGUCUUUUAUCCUUCCACAGAAAGAUUCAUCCCGAGUCUUUAACUGUCAGUCUGCAUUGCAGUAUCUUGAGGACAAUGAAGCUAGAGUCCGAGAUGUGGAACUAAUCACAGGCUUCCAGUUUUUUCCUGCCAUUCCCUUCACACAAGCUGUUGCGAUGCGUACAUACCUACCAAGUGGCUUGUGGGAAAUUUCUUCUAGAUAGGUCUCACCAGGCUAGCUGUCAAGCCUUCUUUACCAGUCAUAAUUAUCAUAUACCAAAUAAGAGGUUAUUAUACAACGACAUAUCCCAUUAACAAUAUGUUGUUGCUCAUGGAUACAGGCAAAUUAAAACAAAGAAAUGAACUCAAAAUAUUAAGAGUAAAAUGUUGAAGAACACCUAGAUCCCCUCAUCACGAACUAAUAUCCCUGGACUGCUGGCAGACGAUUUUUUCCAGUGAACUGCUAAAACGAGGCAUUAGACAAGAAAGCUUUCGGUUUAUUCACAUUUCAGAUUAACUACUAAAGUGAGGCAUGAUACAAGAAAGCUUCCGAUUUUGUCACAUUCUUUGCUACGGCUCGCCGAGCCUAACAAAGCGGAGAACGUCACAAGAGGCUAAGCGUUGGUCUUGGCAGACAGCAAUCCACCUAUACAUGUCCUUGCCCACAUGUAUCAAGCAGAUUACCCAUGUGUCAUUGAAAUGUUUCAAAUUUUAAAAUGAAGACAAAUUAAUUGAUUUGGAUACUCAUUGAUUUGUGAACUCCUGACAUUAUCAAAACUGAAUUCAUUAUCUAUUGUCUGAUUUUUAAUGUUUGAAGGUUUUGCGGCAUACAUCUUUGUCAUUUGAUUGUGUACAUGCAUGAGUGUCAGAGAAUGUGUGGCUGCUUUUGUUGACAUACAGUACAGAAUCAUUUGUAUACAGAGACACAUUAUUCAGAAAUUUAAGACCAUGAUUUUUUUUAAAAAAUAUUCCCAUAGAUGAAAAGAAAAAAAAUGUACCCUCCCUUCUAUAACCUUUGACAUUUUCAUUCAUGUUGUGUUGAGAAACUAUAUUGUGAUUACAUUUAAAUGACACAUAUGUUUCACUGUUUUUAUUUUUCCCCCAUGGAUAUAUUUUGAUGUACUUUUUUUUGGUUAAAUAUCUAUUACAGGUCUCUAACUUUAAACUUGGGCCUUUACAUUAAAUAGUGCACAUCACCAGUGUCCAUCGUGUUCAUCUACACUUGCAAACUCUGUAUGGUCAUUUUGACUUCACUAAUCACACAUUCAGAGGCAAAAUCAUUUUUUUCAAGCCCAAGGAGUAUUUUUAGCCAUAACAUCAGAUAAUAAUCACUCAAUACCAAAAGGGUUUGUCAUGAGGUUAAGCUGAAGUUGCUCUGAAUAAGAUAGCUGGGCACUUAGUGAAGGAAGAAAAAUAAGGACUUGUUGGAAUAGGUAGGGGUGGUAAGCACCUAAAUGCAGACAAUCACAAAAUCAGAAAAAAUGUAUUUAGAGGGCAUUUGUACAAAGAUUUGAGCAAGUCAUCUUCAAAAUUAGAAAGUCACACAUUUCAUGCUCAGUAUUUUUAUAAUUCCAAAGAUAUGGUGGCAUACAAAAAUUAUUACCAAAUAUACUCCUGAUUUUUGUGGGAAGAAGACUAACAAGUCGGUAACCCACUACCAUCUCUUUUGUGUGAAUGGGGGAGAGAAAAACCAGGUAAGAAAGGCAAAACACCAGGACUGAUCUCAGCAUUUCUAGCAAUGGACUGCAAGAUCAAGGUGAAGAUGAGACUUGGAUUAUUUUUGGAAUCAAACUGAAAGCCCUUCACUAAGUCAAAUUAUGGGAUGUAAAUAAAAAAGUGUUGGCAAAAUGAUGCAGCUUCUGUUUCUACAGUCAUUCUAGCCAUAGUUUUUUUUUUUCUUGGCCUUGCAAUACAGCAUGAAAUAUUUGUUCCUACCUAUCCAAUAGGGCAAAUAAAAAAUGCAUGAUAAAUAUACAAUUUAUGUAAAGCCUUAGAGAAAUAAUAAAUGUGCCAUGAAGUGCAAAA